[Torrubiella] hemipterigena is the source of this 1059-nucleotide messenger RNA. The record is from the annotation of a GenBank genome assembly. Lineage: Eukaryota; Fungi; Ascomycota; Sordariomycetes; Hypocreales; Clavicipitaceae.
AUGUCUCUCGGCGUAGGGAUUAUUGGCAGCGGCCUCUUUGUUCGCGCUGAGCAUCUGCCUGCCGUUUUGAAGUGCGACGCCCUCUCGCUCAAAGCAGUUUAUUCACGAUCUCUGAAGUCCGCUCAGGAGACUGCAGCUUUAGUUCCUGAAGUAGUUCCUCAGCCAGACCUGUACCAUGAAGGCUCUGAUACCAACUCUUACAAGGCGCUACUUGCUCGCGACGAUGUACCGUGCCUCAUCAUGGCACUCCCCAUUGUUCCGCAACCAGACUUUAUCAAGCAGGCACUUGACGCCGGCAAACAUGUGCUUGCUGAAAAGCCCGUUGCUAAAGACGUCGCAACCGCGCAGGAGCUCAUCGCAUACGCCAAGAAUACAAAGGGAACGCUGGCUAUUGCAGAAAACAUUCGCUUCUACGAAUCGUUUGCGUUUGCGCACAAGCAUGCUCUCACCUUUGGAAAGGUCACUCACUUUACCGUCCGCGUCUUUACACACAUGAAGCAGGAAUCCAAGUGGUUCCAAACAGAGUGGCGCAAGACUCCAGAAUACCAGGGCGGCUUCUUGCUCGACGGCGGCGUCCACUAUGCUGCCGCCACGCGUCUCCUGCUAGGUGGUGCUGACUCUCAAGUGGCUAGUGUUCUUGCCAAGUCCACACUGGUAAAGGAACAUCUCAUUCCCAUUGAUACGGUGACGGCGAUCAUGACGACCAAGUCGGGUGCCAUUGGCACGUACUCGCAUUCUGUCGGCUCCAACAUGUCGCUCUUUGAUUUCGAAUUUGCUUACGAAAACGGCUCCAUCAGCUUUGGUCCCGCAGGCUCUGGCGGAGGCGACGUCGUCAAGGUGAAGCCGGUUAGCGGCGAUACAAUUGUCCAGGAGUUCUCGGAGGACUCCAGAAAGAACGGUGUUCCUAGCGAAGUCAAGGCGUGGGCUCAAUCUAUUCUCGACAACAAGCCCAAUCCUCUUCAGAGUGCAGAGGAGGCUCUUGCGGAUCUCGAGUUUAUGGAAAGCAUUUUCAAGAGCGGCGAGACUGGAUGCAGCGUUGAAUGCAAGCUGCAACUGUAG